CAAGCACUUAACCUCUCUGUUCUUCUGUGGUCCUUAUGUUUCUAAGGAAGGCAGCAGUGCCUGCCUCAUGUAUUUAAUGAGAAAUAAGUUAUUUCAUGGGUGGUAGUUAUACUGUUGUUUCACACAUGGCAAGUGUUGUGUAAUGGUUGUUCAUGCAACUCUUGGAAGGCCUCAAAUGACUGAAGAACUUUAAGUAAUUAUUUGAAAGUAAGAAGUGUUGGUGAGUGGAGAAUAUCAGAUUUCAGUUGACAUGAUUUGUCUGGCCUCUGCCUCCUAUUCCCACGCAGGAUCCUCUAGCUCAGAAGACAAGUAUCAGUCACUGAGGACAGACAGGACGGCCACCAGGGAUCUGGCAAUAAGAGUGAUCUUCUUAAUCCAGACUGUGGUUGGAAUCCUGGGGAACUUGUCUCUUCUUUACCAUUAUGUCCUUUUUUCUUUCACUGGGUGUAGGCCAAGGCCCACAGAUUUGAUUGUCAAGAACCUGAUUGUAGCCAAAAUUUUGGUCCUGGUCUCUUUUGGAAUACACCAUACACUGUCAACUUUUGGGUGGUAUAACGUGUUCAGUGAUUUUGGAUGUAAAUUCUUCCCCUAUGUUCGCGGCGUGGGCAGGGGCGUGUCCAUUGGCAUGACCUGCCUCUUGAGUGUCUUCCAGGCCAUCACGAUCAGCCCCCAGAACUCCAGAUGGGCAGCGCUUAAAGAGAAAGCUCUCAAGUGCCUUGUCCCUUCACUUGUCCUAUGCUGGGUCUUGCAGAUAUUGAUAAAUAUCAUGUAUCCUGUGGUUAUGGGUAGCACUUUGAACAAGAAUAACAUCACAAACAGAAAAAGUUUUGGGUACUGUUCAGCUGUUCGUUAUGAGAAAACCACAAAUUCAUUGAAUACAAUGUUGUUAACAUUACCUGAUGUGUUGUUUGUGGGGCUCAUGCUCUGGGCCAGCGUUUCUAUGGUUUUCCUUCUGUACCAGCACAAGCAGAGGGUCCAACACAUUCAUCGGAUCAGUGUCUCCUCCACAUCAUCCCCCGAGUCCACAGCCACCAAAACCAUUUUCCUCCUGGUGUGUACCUUUGUCUACUUUAAUACCCUUUCAUCUGUCUUUCAAAUUGUUUUGUCUGUUUUUGACUGUCCCACCUGGUACCUCGUGAACACCAGUUCAGUGAUCGCUCUGUGUUUCCCAGUUGUCAGUCCCUUUCUGCUCAUGAGCCGAGACCCCAGGGUAUCCAUGGUCUGCUUUCCCUGUAUAAGGAAUAUAAAAUGCCCUCAUUUUAUGAGAAUUGUGUAA
Messenger RNA from Neofelis nebulosa (Clouded leopard), 1276 nucleotides. Its product is annotated as vomeronasal type-1 receptor 4-like. The record is from RefSeq and is a predicted model, not a curated record. The transcript has a single exon. Gene Ontology annotation, cellular component: membrane. Gene Ontology annotation, biological process: G protein-coupled receptor signaling pathway. Bases 251 to 1276 code for a protein of 341 amino acids. Gene Ontology annotation, molecular function: pheromone receptor activity. NCBI's taxonomy places the organism in Eukaryota, Metazoa, Chordata, Mammalia, Carnivora, Felidae.